Molecule: messenger RNA, 1212 nt
Organism: Exophiala aquamarina CBS 119918
Lineage: Eukaryota; Fungi; Ascomycota; Eurotiomycetes; Chaetothyriales; Herpotrichiellaceae
Exons: 1
Coding region: 1-1212 (403 amino acids)
Biological process (GO): regulation of DNA-templated transcription
Molecular function (GO): zinc ion binding; DNA-binding transcription factor activity, RNA polymerase II-specific
Source: RefSeq, a predicted model, not a curated record
AUGCAUGCCUUUCGGCCUUUUGAUGACACAGGGAACCGCCGCUCGGCAUGCAAUCGGUGCCGAAGCCAUAAGUUACGAUGCGAGCGCUUCGCUGAAGAAGGACAAUGUCGCCGCUGCUUGAAAGCGAAAAGCGAGUGUGUGACCAGUGCGGCGCUGAAAUCUGGUCGCCCGGCCCACCUAUACGUGCAAAAUGAGCAGAAGGCGAGUGAACAGGUCUACUACUCAUCGGAAACUUUGCACCUGGGAGCUCAACAAGCCUUGCCAACAUUUCCAACUCCACCACCGACAACUCGAGAGGGCAUUCUAGACAAUCAUGCUAUGCUUCAAGAUCCAAUGAUUGACAUGCAUCUGUUUCGUUCGCCCUCUGCCUUUGACACUACCUGGACAGAAAUUUUUGAAUUCGGUUCAGCUUCUCAUGGUGAAAGUCUAACAGCAAUGAGCCGGCACGUGGCUGAGCAGCAAGCAAACACGACUGAUAGUCUUCUAUCGGACAAAAAUGUGGAGCUGAUGAGAAGGCUCGGCGAAUUGCAGACAAAGAUUUUGAUCGACCUUGAAGCAGUAAAAUCCUGUGGUACAGCAGAUAAGUGCACGCGUUCAGCAACCCCUGGAUCUGAAUCUCAUCAGGCCUAUAAUUACCUUAUUGGACAUAUGUUGGACAGCUCGACCGCGUUACUCAAUAUCCUCGAGUGUUUUCAACCAGUCUCAAACACAUCAACCCAGCCUUCAGGCGAGAAUGGGUCUGACGCCACCACGAAAAGGGACGAUAGAGCCCGUUGCAACGCCCCCACGAUGUUCACACUGGCGUCGUGCUAUGUGUGUCUUGUCCGAAUCUACCGCACGAUAUUUUCAUGCAUUUAUGAUUCCCUUCCGUUCUUACUUGGCUCACCAACGGCCAAUUUCCAACUAUUUCCUGGGAUGAAUCUAGGAGGCUUUAAACUUGAGCCACGACUCGACCUGCAAGUACAGAUCUUGCUUCAUGUUAGCGAAGACAUGUUAGCGAGGAUUGAAGCUAAAUUUGGCAUACCCAACGCUAAGUCUAGUGGUGGGAAUAGCAUUUUUGACCCUGUAAAGAUUGCAAAUACUCUGCAUUCAAUGCUAGAGGAGGAAUCCAAUGAACAACCGCCGCUGCAAGAACAAAGGGGCGAAAGUGCACCACUAAGGCAAAUCCUGGCCGGGAUAAAACAAGCAAUCGACAUAAGGAGCGCGAAAUGA